Molecule: messenger RNA, 1476 nt
Organism: Amphibalanus amphitrite
Lineage: Eukaryota; Metazoa; Arthropoda; Thecostraca; Balanomorpha; Balanidae
Product: TWiK family of potassium channels protein 7-like
Exons: 7
Coding region: 1-1452 (483 amino acids)
Biological process (GO): potassium ion transmembrane transport; stabilization of membrane potential
Cellular component (GO): membrane
Molecular function (GO): potassium ion leak channel activity
Source: RefSeq, a predicted model, not a curated record
AUGGCGACCAUCAGCAACGAGCAGCCCCUGACAGAUACAACGUCAAGGCAGCCAGAAAAGCCGCCGCUGCCGCUUCCCACCCGGAUUCUGCAGUUUCUGCUGAGCCAGUUCGGUCUCUUUCUGCUGGUGGCAUUUGUGGCCGCGUUCGGCGCAUGGAUUUUUAUGGAAAUCGAACAGCCGCAGGAGGACGAAGCCUUUAAAAUAAUGUCACUGAAGCUAAAGGAUUUUAAGGAGAGCGAAGACUAUAUCGUCGGAUCUCUGUGGCUUCUUCGUGAGCAGAACAUCACCGAGAAAAAGUUCGGUAAAAAGGUCAGUCAGCAGCUGGCCAUUCUGCGAGAAUUCACCCUGGACUUGGCGCACAAUCACGGCUACAAAGGUGGCAGCGAGGACGACUGGUCCUACAGCUGGAACUUCGCCAACUCUCUGCUCUUCACCGUCACCAUCAUGACCACCAUAGGCUACGGCCACAUCUCGCCAAAGACCAUGUACGGUCAGCUGUUUACCAUCCUGUACGCCAUGAUCGGCACGCCGCUGCUGCUCGUCUUUCUGGCCAACAUCGGCGACGGCAUGGCCAGGGCCCUCACCUUGACCUACAGUCGAGUCUGCUGCCGCUGGUGCCGCAGCUCGCGCUAUAAACAGCUGCGCGCCCCGGGCAAACGGGCAAAGCGCGUCUCCGACGACGUGGUCGGCAAGGAGGAGUACAUGCCCACCGACGAGAUAAACGUGCCCAUCACCAUCAACCUGGUGCUGAUUACGCUGUACCUGGGCCUGGGCGCCGUCAUCUUCUCCGAGUGGGAGCAGUGGGACAUCGUGGCGUCCUACUACUUCACCUUUGUCACCCUGUCCACCAUCGGGUUCGGAGAUUACGUGCCCGGCAAAAGUUUUCUGGGUCGGUCAUCGGGCGACGGCGACGACGAAACGUUCUCAGCGGCCAGCAUCGAAAUGAUGGUCACCGUCACCUACUGCUUCGUUGGUAUGGCGUUGAUCAGCAUGUGCAUACAGAUCAUGCAGGAUCAGAUCGUCACCAAGGUUCGCUGGGCCGGCCAGGAGGUCGGUAUAAUCGAGGACAAAACCCGCCCCCAGCUGCGCAUACGGAGAACGCGGCGGUACGCGGUACCCGAGACGGCCAAAUUCGUCCGGACCGCGGAGGAUAAACGCCUGGCGUCGGCGCGACAGCACAGACGUUACAGGAGAGAGGGGGACGGGGCGGCCAAACGGAGACAGAGCAAGGAGUGGGGUGAGGAGGGAGGGCAGAAAACAGAUCAGGAGCUGAUCAAAGAGCACAGCGAACAGAAUGUCGAUCAACGUAAGCAGCAACAAUCGAACGAGCAACAACCACAACAAGAACAGCAGGACCAGCGAAAUAGGAAGGAUGGUAGGGAGACACCGGACCUAGACCGGGACACACCAGACCUAGACCUAGAAUUUGAUGACAUGUUCAACCUGGCCUGAGGGGCAUCUUGCAUUAGAUAAAAU